GCUUAUGUGCACAUAGGAAAUAUCGCCGUGCAGUUUUGAUUUCUGCUUUUGCUGCUUCAAAUGGGAAAUGAUUAACAUAGUAACGUCUCUGUCGUUUUGAAAUUACCGGCAUGUUCACAGCACUUCCUCUCAUAAUUCUGAACUCGCAUUUUCAUUCACUCCGUGGCUCAUUUGUUUGAUGAGCCCCCAUCCUGGGUCUCACCUCAGUGCAGCUUCUCAAUGCCACUCUUGGAGGGUCUGUCAUGUUCUCCUGUUCCCUACCAGUUAAUCCGGUACGCAUCUCGUGGUUUUACUGGCAGGAAGACGGGACAAGUAAAGUGUUGUACCACUGGGUCGACGGGCAAACAAAGCCAGCAGCCAAUGAAUAUAAGAACAGAUGCCAAGUCCCCAGCUCUGAGUUUAGUUCUGGAAAUAUUUCAAUAACACUUGAACAAGUUGAUGUUGGAGAUGACAAGAAGACAUUCUGGGUUUCUGCUAGUUAUCGGCAUAAGAAAAUCAGUCUUUGUGAAAAAUGCUGCAAAUCCACACUACAAGUUUCAGCGCCCUACCAAGACCUGAAGGUGACAGUUAACAACACUGCAAACAGAGCAACUUGCACAGCACAUGGAGGAUACCCUGCGCCUCGAGUGUCAUGGACAGGUCGAAACAAAUCCGGCGCUGCAGAGCAAGGCCUGCAUGCCGCUGAGCCGAUCCUGCAGCAGGAUCCCACAGAGAGGACCUACUCGGUCAGAAGCUCCGUCAGUGUGAAGGACUUACAAGAUGUUACCUGCCACAUCGACACCCUUCACUCCAAUCAGAUGAUUAAGAAAGAAAUCAGUGAUGAGGAGGACAACCAGAGGCAUCAUUAUAUAUUAUUGGCGACUGUAUAUCUUGUCAUUGUCUUUGUGUUUGUGUUUGUGUUAUUGUGCUCCUGCAGGACAAAGUGUUGUAAAACAGAAUGAUCAGAUGAUGGAGAACCAGGAAAAUCAGGAGAAUGUCUCUCUAGCCACAAAUCUAAGACAGAGAGACUCAGCAAAAAGCAGGCCAGCCGGAUGAUGAACUCUGUGUCUCAUCAACACAUUGGGCCUCAUGUAAGAGCCACUCAGUCAAACAGAUUUGUUCUUUAGUGGUGCGAACAGGCAUUGAAAGAGAAUUUGGGGUCAUAGCUCAAUGACUGUCACAGGACCACUUUGCUUUAGAAAGACAUUGUUAGCAUCUAGCUUCAUGCUAAACCUUUUCCUGUGUAAUUCUGUGCCUGUGCAGCUCUUCUCUCUCUAACGACACAUCACUAGCAGCUGGAUCAUUAACAUCGCUGUUAUAUGGUUUCUGACAGCAGCACUUGAAGCUCUGUGGUGAAACAUUCACUUUUUUAUGCUUUGGUAGCAUUUUUGUGAAUGAAAGCUCCCCACAACACAUAGAUUUAUAAGACAAGAGUGAAGCUAAGAGGAGAGAACUAACAGACGAAUCCCGUGUUGAGAGGGAAGCUUCGUCCUCACUGUGAGCCUUAGCUAAAUGAAACCCUUUUAUCAUUUGAAGCUGUGAAGCCGCUGUGAGGUUUUUAUCUGGUUCCCAGUAAGUGUGAGCAUGUUUGGUCCUGUGCAUGCCUCCCUCCACUGACACCCUGUCAGCUUUAGAGAUCAUUUGUUUUUAAAGCUAUUCACAGGUUGGCUCCCUCUUACAUAUCUGACCUUUUAAACCGUAACACUCGACCAAGCUCACUCAGGUCCUCUGGCCCUCAGUCGCAGGCUGCAGUCUGUGGAACAAACUGCCCCACCACAUCGGAUCUGCACCCUCGACCGACUUUACUGUUUGUAAAACUCUCCAUGUUGUUGUCAAGGUGCUACAGAAAUGAAUUUAACUUGACUUGACGAACAAGCAUACCUCAGCCAAGAGAGUUAAGAGAGGAACGAUGUUAUUGCAUGUGGUCUGAUAUCUUCUGAGAGUCCUUGGCACUGAGCCAUGCAUGUUUGCAUUUUUUUGUCCUUUGUGACGUCUACGUCACGACCCCCUCCACGUUAGCUGAUGGGACAUGGGCCAAACCAAAAACUCAAAAUGAAUGUUUAAUCAAGUAAACUUUUCCCAAAAAUGGUUUCUGAUAUUUUAGGUCAUUCCUAUCACACUGAGGUUCAGGACUUUAUUUUUAUCUGGAAGGUUUGGUUUUUAAUUAGUUAUUUGAUCAUGAUUAACAGCCGAGCGCUGCUCCUGAUUGGGUCAUAUGGAUGUAUGGGCAGGAAAUUCAUACCGUAGCCUCACUGCUGUUUCCUCUGACUGCCGUUUUAACCUUCAGCACAUUCUUGUAAAAGGCAGGUUUACAAUAAUCGCACUAUUUUUCUGCUCCACAAAUGUUUGUGGCCACGACUUCCCUUUCACACACGCACACACACACAUACACACACAUAUCCAAAGGUAUACAUCUGUUGUCAGUAUGGGCUGAUCGGUGUGAGAUAAGCAAACCACUGAUUUCAUCAGUUCCAGAAAGAAGAAAGAAGACAUUGUGGACAUGCAGUAUGUGACUUGUUUUCAGCAUUAAAAAACUUGCAGCUGCAAAUCAAAAGUGAAACAGUGUUACAUUUCCAGUAAAUCUCACCACAACUUUUGUCCCACCACCAAAAUCAGUUAAGGGUGAAUAAAACACGAUGAGAUUAAACUAAAAAUGUGACCCUGGUUGUAAGAAAAGAUUCAGCAUGGAUAGUAGAUGGUAUACAGAUAAACUAAAAGAUAUUGCAUGGGGGUUCUGAUGGGACUGCAGCCGGCCUGCUCACUGAAGUGACACAGUGGAAUUAACUUCAUUUAAAUAGUCUAGUCUGAAUAUAUCACAGCUCAUUUGUAAGUGCUUGUGGAUGCAUUCUUCUGUUGUUGCUGUUGUGGUUCACGUAUGACAACAUUAAUUUGAGAUGCUGUAAUAAACAUUGUGUUGUGGUUAGGCAGCUGAUCAAACUCUCACAUUUCAGAAAGUAUGGGGGCAUAGAACAGUAUUCUCAUUUGUCUCAGCUCAGUCUUUUCUAUAUAUACUGCACAUUUUCACUUUGGACCAGACAUCCCUCACGACGGUUUGCUCAUGUUUCUCCUGUUGUCCUCUACUUUGUCUACCUGUAUUUACUGAAUAACUAGUGCAGAAACAGACCUGCUGCACUGCAGUCGUAUCUGAGACGCCUUCCUGCGCUGGCAUGUGACAAGAUUUAGUUUGUCAUCUCAUUUCCACACAGUAAGACUGAGGAUGAAUUAUUGGGAUUUAAGAAAACAGCAGAAGUUAAAUGUAGUCAUGAUGUUAACGGGACUCUUGAAAUGCCGUGUGUCCUUACAUACACUCUCAUAUUAACACUGAGAGGUGACUUUCAGAAACAAAUCAGCCAUGUUUCUCAGGCUCUUCACUGGAGUCACGAUAUCCUCCUGCUUCUUACGCUAAGUAAACACUACAGAAGACAACAGGAUCACCUGAAAAACUGCAGCGUUAAGCGAUAACGUCGCUCACAGCAUAUGACAAAACAGCAAAACAGAGCAGCACAAAUCUUUCAUACUGUAAAUCAUUCCCUCAUCACACAACAACUGCAAACUAUGUGUUCAUACAGAACAAAUACACAUCAACAGCACUGCAUAGUGUUUGUUGAGAGGGUCUUACUUUACAUGUAACAUGUCUGUUAAAUAACAAGGUUUGUCUUCAAAGUCAGGGUCCUCACAAUGAAGCUGAGCCUUUUCUGAAGGUUCCUUUUGAAUGUUCAGCUCGAGAAGGCAACAUGAUGUGUAGAAGAAUAAUUUUUACAUUAGCGUAAGGUCACAGGAGAAUACAUAGCACAUAUAUGUAUAUGUUCCAUGGUUUUAAUAUAGUGAGCAGUGUGUAAGAGUCUGAUAUGAUUUUUCAAAAUAAAGUGACAUGAUAUUGGCAACUUAU
Scatophagus argus is the source of this 3868-nucleotide messenger RNA. RefSeq names its product T-lymphocyte activation antigen CD80-like. The transcript has 5 exons. Bases 243 to 941 code for a protein of 232 amino acids. Gene Ontology annotation, biological process: positive regulation of T cell proliferation; cellular response to lipopolysaccharide; negative regulation of T cell proliferation. The record is from RefSeq and is a predicted model, not a curated record. Gene Ontology annotation, cellular component: external side of plasma membrane. Lineage: Eukaryota; Metazoa; Chordata; Actinopteri; Scatophagidae.